UUCUCAUUACAAGAUCCACCAUGUUAUUUGACCCCUGACCCCAAAGAGGAGGCCACCGAAUUGAACUUGACCACUCCCCCCCCCCCCACCUCUCUCUCUCUCUACUCAGCUCCCAUACACAAGUCUCUCUCUCUCGACCACCUGUUUCUGGGAAGCCCAUCGGUCAUGGAACACACCGGAGAUGAAGAAGCUUCCAUGUUCGAGACCAGUCAUGUCCUCGGCGCCCUGCUGGCCUCCUCGCCGCUGCUGGCGCGCGCCUGGGACCGAUGCGUGGCGGCCGCAGAGGGCGCCGCCGCCGCCACCUCAGGGUUCGUCCACGGCGGCGGGGACGGGGGCACGGUCUUCGUGGCCUUCUCCGGGGUGCAGGCCGCGCUAUCGGCGGCGGGCGCUGCGGUGGCCGGCGGCGGCGCCUUCGCGCCGGUGGGCCUCGGUGGGGACGCGGCGCGUCGGAUGUUCGCGCCGCUGGUCUCGGCUGAGCCGGAUGCCGGGGAGCCGGUCGCCGUGCAGGCGCUGGCGCUGCGGUGCUUCCUGAAAUUGUGCGGCUCCCCUGAUUUCCAGAUGCUACUGAAUCAGAUCAGGGGAAAGGCAGUCGUGUUCACGGGCCACUCCCUCGGUGGCGCCAUUGCCGCCCUCGCGGCGCUGCACUACCUCUGCAUCUCAUCGUCAAGCUCGACAUUGGCCCCGGCUCCUCCGGUCCUAUGCGUCACCUUCGGGAGCCCGCUGCUCGGCAAUGAGGCGCUGUCCAGCGCCAUCCUGCGUGAGCGGUGGAGCGGCAACUUCUGCCACGUUGUCUCGCAGCACGACAUCGUCCCAAGGCUCCUCUUCUGCCCCCUGGAAACCGUCCCUGCGCACAUGAUCGUCGAAAUGCAGCUGCAGCAAUGGCCGGCGGGCAUCCGCCACGCGGGCGCAGUGACCACGGUCACUGCACGCAUGGUGGACACUGACCAGGACGCGCUCCGGCAGCUGAUACAGAUGCACGUCGGCGCGGUGGCGACGGAGCAGAAGCUCGCCGCUCCUGCAACUCUUGGUGGGAGCCCUUACCGGCCGUUCGGGACGUACGUGCUGUGCUCCCCAGACGGCGCGGCGUGCCUGGACAACCCGACUGACGCGGUCCAAAUGCUCUACGCCACCUUCGCCUCUCGGUGCUCGCCCGGGGCGGAUUCCCCGGAGUUCGCGCACUCCUGCUACGGCGACCUCGUGCUGAAAAUGCCGCAGCACUUGCUCCUCAAGAGACGCCUGCGCGCCGACGACGCUUCUGCCACGUCCAACUACGACGCCGGCGUCUCACUCGCGCUGGAAGCCUCCGGCAUCGACGUCAAGCGGCAGCAGGGGACGGAGGCGUCGACGGCGCGGCAGUGGCUGAAGACGUCGAAGCGGGUGGGGCCGCGGCCGAGCCUGAACUGCGCUCACCUGGCGACGCGGCUGGGCCGGAUCACGCCGUGCCGUGCGCAGAUCGAGUGGUACAAGGUGCUGUUCGACAGCGAGACGGGGUACUACGAUGCAUUCAAGCAGCGGCGGUCGCCCAAGAAGUUCAGCAAGGUCAACAUGAACCGCAUCAAGCUGGGCCAGUUCUGGGACGACGUGCUCGCCAUGCUCGACGCGGGCCAGCUUCCCCACGACUUCCACCGCCGGGCCAAGUGGGUCAACGCCGCCCGCUUCUACCAACUCCUUGUCGAGCCGCUCGACAUCGCCGACUACCACCGCAACAACCUCCACCGGACGUGCGGAAGCUACGUGCCCAACGGACGGGAGAGGAGGUACGAGCUGUUCGACAGGUGGUGGCAGGAGAAGGGACGCACUGGCACCGGCCGCGACACCACGUUAUCUAACUCGGCGGCGUCGACCAGUAGUAGGAGGCGGAGCAAGUACGCCGGGCUGACGCAGGACCCAUGCUUCUGGGCGCGGGUGGAGGAGGCGAGGGAGCUGACGGAGAACGCCCGGAGCGAGCUCAACGCAGCAGAGCUGGCGAUGAAGCUGGAGGUACUGCAAGAAUUCGAGCGCUACUCCGGUGAGCUGGUGGCGAGCAAGGAGGUGUCCGUCGACGUGGUCGCGCCGCAGUCGAGCUACACGCUGUGGGUGGAGGAGUGGAAGCAGCUCAAGCUCAGGGAUGAAGUGAGGACAAUGUUGCUCCUGUUUUGAGCUAGGCUGAACUCUACCGAUGAAUUCUUAGCUAGUUGGUGGACAUUCAUCAAGUAGUUCAGAUAUAGAUGGAUCAUGAUCGUCCAUGGAUGCUAGUAUAGGUGAUUGUAAAUAUAUGACCUCCAGAGACACUGUAGUGAUUAUAAUCUGUUUGUUCUUUCAUGUUGAUACUUUGAUGCUGAAUUGCUGAUUCAGUUAUGCUGCAUUUGUUCCUGGUAUGGAGCU
Molecule: messenger RNA, 2364 nt
Organism: Phragmites australis (common reed)
Lineage: Eukaryota; Viridiplantae; Streptophyta; Magnoliopsida; Poales; Poaceae
Product: lipase-like PAD4
Exons: 4
Coding region: 166-2139 (657 amino acids)
Biological process (GO): lipid metabolic process
Source: RefSeq, a predicted model, not a curated record